This is a messenger RNA of Scleropages formosus (Asian bonytongue), 974 nucleotides long. Its product is annotated as protein shisa-like-2A. Bases 265 to 774 code for a protein of 169 amino acids. The record is from RefSeq and is a predicted model, not a curated record. Lineage: Eukaryota; Metazoa; Chordata; Actinopteri; Osteoglossiformes; Osteoglossidae. The transcript is spliced from 4 exons.
UGGCUAGAUUUGAGGCAAAGGACAAAAACAGCCACUGAACAUCCCCGGAACGAUGGGCGCGUCCGUUACUGUUACUCUUCCUAUGCAAUGAAGCUGCGUUAAAAGCUUGAAAACGACACCUGCUGACACUCAUAACUUAAGUUAUCUGAAUCCACCAAGUGGAACUUUUCUCAAACUAAGCCCGAAGCAUCUCGCCAUACAUAGCGGCCGCACAUGUGACAUUCAAGAAGCGCUUCGACGCUCCCGGCGACCGCGGCGGCCAGCAUGAGCGCGGACUGCACGAGCUACUACAGCGCGGAGAAGGCGCUCGUGGAAGGGUUCACGUGCCCGAAGCCCGAGGGCGACGCGCGAGCGGUCUUCUGCUGCGGCUUCAACGAUGUCAAGUACUGCUGCGACGACCCCAACAGCUUCUUCCCGUACGAGUACGGCUACAUGUGGUGGCUCAGUGUUGGAGCUCUUGUAGGCCUGUCUGUUGCAGCAGUGGUUUUGCUAGCCUUCAUCAUCACCAUAUGUGUCCUCUGCUAUCUCUUCAUUGCCACCAAGCCCAGUCGGCUGGACAGCGGUCUCCCGCUGCGAGCUCCAGGUCCUGAUGCCAGUGCUCCUGAGGACCCCGGCCAUUUCUGCAAUGGAACCCCCGGUGCGCAGCCGGGUUUCCGCAAACACUUCCUGAGUCGCAAACUAGACUGUGACAACCAGCCCCCAGACGCAGACCGCCUCUUUCAGAGGUGUUUCAUGGCCACCGUCACCACUGUCAACAUGGAAGGACCUUCAUAGAUAUGCCCCACAUCUCCACUGCCCUAGGAACACGCUUCUUUUCUUACUUGAAUCGAGUGGCCAGAAAAAAAAAAUCUUUGUUUUCUGCACACCCUAAUGUGACAGCGAGGGAGCAAAGCUCUCAGCACACGACUGGCAUGGCUUUAUAUUAACGUCAUUGAGGCAAACUUAGGCUAUUGUUACAUGUUAUGGAUUAUUUG